AUGCGCCCUGCCAUGACCACAGCUUUGCGGAGAACCGCCGCCAUUGGAUUUCUUGAAGAGAAGCUUCACAUGCAGGCAGACACAGAUCGACCGUGCACUAGGGAACUUCUUUACAGAGGUGUGAGUGCAGAUGGCCACGGUCGCAAGGAGUAUCUGCGCAGACGUGCGGGAUAUGGCAUUGCGGAGAGGUAUGGGCAGCCACAGACGGAAGCCCAAGUAAUGAGUUUGAGCUUGAGGCUCAAUCCUGGAGAACUUCGCCCACCUUCAUUCGGGAAGAAGCCAAUCAUCGCGAAUACGUUCUAUCGUACGCGCGGAGCCGGCGGCUUCAAAGAAGCUACUGCUGACAGCUGA
Messenger RNA from Symbiodinium sp. CCMP2456, 351 nucleotides. The record is from the annotation of a GenBank genome assembly. NCBI's taxonomy places the organism in Eukaryota, Dinophyceae, Suessiales, Symbiodiniaceae.